ACAAACCGGAGAGUUUCUUUUUCGUUUGGUUUUGUCCGAUCGAUUCGGCUCCUCGCUCUCAUUACAGCUUCGAGGGCAAGAGAUCGGCGAGGUUCCAACACCCACGCGCUGGCGAUGGCGGCGGAGGCGGGAGCGGGCGCGGCGACGAGCCGGUUCGCGGCGGCGUGCGGCGCGCUCAGCCAGUACGUCAGGGCGGCGGACCAGAGGGCGACCAGGACGACGGCGGCGGCGGCGGUGCGGCCGCUCCCGCUCAUGCCGGGCGCCGACGUCGUCAGCGACGAGCGGGAGGAAGCCGCGGCGGGGGUGGCGCAACAGCUCACCAUCUUCUACGGCGGGCGGGUGCUGGUGCUCGACGACUGCCCCGCCGACACGGCGGCCGCGCUGCUGCGGCUCGCCGCUGCGGCCAGAGGAGCGGCGCCGAGCGGCGCCGCCAGCGCCUCCGCCGCCGCGGACCUGCCGGUGGCGAGGAAGGCGUCGCUGCAGCGGUUCAUGGAGAAGAGGAAGGGCAGGCUCGCCGCCCGUGGCGGCGCGCCGUACCGGCGGCACGACGGCGACCAUCUCGCCCUCGCGCUCUAAGCCUAUACAAUCCACGUUAAAUUUAUCAUUUUUAACGACGCCGUGAUGAAGAUUACGCUUGCGAUCCAUCACAUCUCCAAGAUUUGUACAUACGAUGAUUUUAAAAUUUUAAUGUGUAACAAGUACAGAUUCUAGGUUCAUAAUUUCAUUUCAAA
Messenger RNA from Oryza brachyantha (malo sina), 731 nucleotides. Its product is annotated as protein TIFY 11e-like. Lineage: Eukaryota; Viridiplantae; Streptophyta; Magnoliopsida; Poales; Poaceae. Gene Ontology annotation, cellular component: nucleus. The coding region runs from base 115 to 576 and encodes 153 amino acids. Gene Ontology annotation, biological process: regulation of defense response; regulation of jasmonic acid mediated signaling pathway; response to wounding. The record is from RefSeq and is a predicted model, not a curated record. The transcript has a single exon.